This is a messenger RNA of Poecile atricapillus (Black-capped chickadee), 1981 nucleotides long. RefSeq names its product eukaryotic translation initiation factor 4E (gene EIF4E). The coding region runs from base 75 to 1043 and encodes 322 amino acids. The record is from RefSeq and is a predicted model, not a curated record. Gene Ontology annotation, biological process: translational initiation. Gene Ontology annotation, cellular component: eukaryotic translation initiation factor 4F complex; cytoplasm. Gene Ontology annotation, molecular function: translation initiation factor activity; RNA 7-methylguanosine cap binding. NCBI's taxonomy places the organism in Eukaryota, Metazoa, Chordata, Aves, Passeriformes, Paridae. The transcript is spliced from 8 exons.
GGCCCGCGGUCCGGCGGUGCCCAUUGUGUGGCGCCCCGCCCGCGGCCCCGGCGGCCGCCCGGCCCGCCCGGCGCAUGUGGCGCGGUGGGGGUGGCCAUGUUGGUUCCCGCCGCCGCGGCGAGCCGGGCAGCGAGGGGCGGCUCCUCCGGCAGCGAGGAAGGGCCGCAUUCCCGACACGCUGUGCCCCGGAGGCCCCGGGGAGAGGCACCGCGGUGAGGGGGCGCGGGGUCGGUAAGUCACAGAUGCGCUGCUGCGGCAGUCGCGGCCACAGCGCGGCUGGCGAGACUCGGCAAACGAAAUCGUCUUUUCCAGGUGAUAAAUUAUGUUCAUGGUAUUAUGCUCGGUCUUACAAACGUAGCCCCAGCCUGCACUUCCAUAAUGAGCUGGAGCAGCUGGAAGUGAUCCAAGAAACCACUCCCAACCCCCAACCUGCAGAGGAGGAGAAAACCGAGCCAGCACCUAGUCAGGAGGUUGCCAGCCCUGAACAGUAUAUUAAACAUCCACUACAAAACAGAUGGGCACUCUGGUUUUUUAAAAAUGACAAGAGCAAAACUUGGCAAGCAAAUCUUCGUCUUAUCUCAAAGUUUGAUACUGUUGAAGAUUUUUGGGCUUUAUACAACCAUAUCCAGCUCUCUAGUAAUUUAAUGCCUGGUUGUGACUACUCACUCUUUAAGGAUGGGAUUGAACCCAUGUGGGAAGAUGAAAAAAACAAGCGAGGAGGCCGAUGGCUAAUUACACUAAACAAACAGCAGAGACGAAGUGACCUUGAUCGCUUCUGGCUAGAGACACUGCUGUGCCUUAUUGGGGAGUCAUUCGAUGACUACAGUGAUGAUGUGUGUGGUGCUGUUGUUAAUGUUAGAACUAAGGGUGAUAAAAUAGCAAUAUGGACAACUGAAUGUGAAAACAGGGAUGCUGUUACGCAUAUAGGGAGAGUAUACAAGGAAAGAUUAGGACUUCCUCCAAAGAUAGUGAUUGGUUAUCAGUCCCAUGCAGACACAGCUACUAAGAGCGGCUCCACCACUAAAAAUAGGUUUGUUGUUUAAGACGACACCUUCUGAGUAUUCUUUCAUAGGAGACUGCGUCAAGCAAUCGAGAUUGGGAGCUGAACCAAAGCCUCUUCAAAAGCAGAGUGGACUACAUUUAAAUUUGAUUUCCAUCUAAAUGUUGCUAAGAUUUGUGAGAAGUCUCAUUCGCCUUUGUCUUGUACUUCUGUGUUCAAUUUUUCUAUUUUGGCUGAAGUAACCAUUACCAAUUGGAAUUUUAGUACACUUCACCCCCCCGCCCCAAAAUCCAUAAGUGUGUUUCUGGCCCACUCUGGAAUAGCUUGGUAGAAACAUUACUAUUGCAAAAAAAUAAUUUGUUUAUCCACAGUAUUCAGAAAAAAAAGUUGCAUUUCUGUACCUGCAGGAAAUUACUCAGUUUUACAUUUGCAUUGUAUGCAGUAAGGUUUUGCUGGUUUGGAAAAGGAGUAUGGUGCAUACAGUUUUCUAGCAAUUUUUUUUAUACAGCAUCAUCUUUGCUGUAACCUCUGCUGAUGGCUGCUAGAUUAAUUUAUUUGUUUUCCCUAUUUGAUAACAUUAGUGAUAUUUUGAUUUCAGUUGUUUUUGCUCAUGUAACAUUUGGUGAAGAAUCUGGGAAUAUGACAAAGGUGGAAUAAACAUGAAUUUUGUGCAUUCUUUGGUAAUUUUUUGUUUUUUUGUAACAUCAAAGCUUUGCUACAGAUUUAUGCAUUUCAGUCAAAUCAGUGAUCUUUUUGUGUGAUUUCCUGAACAUAAAUGUGGAUUUUUUUUUUAAUGUAACACAAUAAUUUACAUUCCUUACUAGAAAUAGUAUGUCUGUUUUUGUAUCUUAUGCUGUAUUUUAACACUUUGUAUUACUUAGGUUAUUUUGCUUUGGUUAAAAUGGCUCAAGUAGAAAAGCGGUCCCAUUCAUACUAAGACAGUGUACAAAACUGUAAAUAAAAUGUGUACAGUGAAUUGUC